Molecule: messenger RNA, 2397 nt
Organism: Seminavis robusta
Lineage: Eukaryota; Bacillariophyta; Bacillariophyceae; Naviculales; Naviculaceae
Source: the annotation of a GenBank genome assembly
AUGGAAGACAAAAGUGGCUAUCAUCAGACGACUCAAGAGAGUAACUUACAAUUGUCCGCUACCCCACCUGCCGUCAUGUUGGAAGCCGAGAAUUCUCUGUUGAAGGCGGAGAACGUGAUAAAGGAGGACAGUGCGGCUGUGACAGCCCAGAGAAUCGUUACGCAGUUGUUGGAUGAGGCUGAUGCUGCCCUUAAGGGAAAAGGGAGGUCAACAACACCAUCAGAUAACAACAACGACCAUCAUGAUGGCAGUGAGGUCCAAGAAGAAGUCAAAGAUAGCGAGGAUAAGGAGGCCACUCCUGUAAUAGUACAAGAAUCAAGCUAUCUACGGGCAGCAGAGGAAGACCACGAAGAUGCGGCCUUGACAAGGAAUGUUCUGUUUGAGGUUGGACUUCUUAUUUCAGAUGAAGCCCUCCCCAAAUACACGGAACAGGAUGACUCGGAUCUGCGGAAACAAACUGCGUCUCUCCAGAAGCAGCAAGUGCCGAUAUCUUGUGCUGACGACGACGACGAGCAGUUGACAGGAGAACUCUGCUGCCAAAGCCAAGCUAGACUGGGAGAAAUUCAAGACCCAACAAAUAAGGAAGGACGCCCACAAGAGGAGUCAGUGCCUCCUCCUAUUCGGCUCAUUCAGGGCGUCCCUCUAGCAACCUCCAUCCCUGGUGCUCAUCGUGCCAGGCCCAGUCACGGCGACAUUCCCUUAACGGACGAUUCAGAUCAGAGCACUGCCACGAUUGUGCUUGGAGAUGAUGGCACACAGGAUCAUCAGGAGGAGGAGGAUCAAAUAAUACACAUUCGUCGGGCAGAAGAAGGCUUGGCUGUUGCCAGUCCGGUAACACAGUAUCCUUCCCAGGAGGCCCAGUCUAUGGAUUUGGUCAAACAACAAGAAACCAAACAGCAAAGACAGAGGAAGCAUGUCUCUGCGACUGUCAAGAUGGUGCUGGUUGGAUUCCUUUUCCUUGCUAUGGUGGUGAUUGUUGUUACUUUGGUAGCGCGCCAUAGUACACAAACAACGUCAUCGUCGCAGAGAGACUCGGCGGACCAGCAGUCAGUGACAAACAGCACACAAACCUCCGCACCAUGGCAAUGGGACUUGCCUUUUUCCGUCCCAAAUACAACACUAUGGAUCCUACUACAGCAGCAGGACACAUAUCAAUCUUCUUCUCCUCAGACAAAGGCAUACAACUGGAUCUCCCUUGAUCCAUUUUUGAAGAAUUAUUCCAGUGGAAGGCUUAUUCAGCGAUUUGCACUGGCCACGUUCUACUAUGCCACACAUGGAGAGAAUUGGGAGGGUUCCGGAAUUGCACCAUUCAUUCCGACACCCAUCAUUCCAGGCACCAACAUGACUAGACCAUGGCCACAACGUCCAGCUCGCCCAAACUCGCGACCACGGCCAUGCCCACAACCAUGGAAUACACAGUCAAGACAACAACAACAACCGCCACAACUUAGAGAACCAGAGGACUGUCCACCUCCAGAGGCUGCAACGCAGGAACUAGAAAUGGCAAAAUGGUUGUCAUAUGACAGUUCGGAAUGCGACUGGUUUACGACCACAACACAUUCCAGGUAUGGAGGCACAGCAUGUGAUGGUGACCAAUUCUAUCGACUAUUGGAUCUGACAAACUUCAAUCUACAAGGUCGUCUCCCACCGGAGCUUGCACUUUUGACAACAUUGAACAUUCUGGCAUUACCCCGAAACAGUCUGGGAGGGCAACUGUUUUCGGAAAUCGGCAACCUGCAAGGACUGGAACGUCUUGUCAUAAACAAUAAUCAAUUCAGCGGUGGGAUCCCAAGUGAACUUGGCCUGCUUGCUGAUACACUCGUGACGAUAGCAGCUGAAGGUUGUGGGUUAACUGGAACCAUUCCAAUGGAAUUCUGGAGCUUGACGAACUUGCACUGGGUCCAGAUGCUGGGCAACCGCUUUUCUGGCACACUGCCUCCAAACAUUGGGAGUCUUGUGUCUCAAAUGACUUGGCUGGAUCUGGCAUCUUCCCAGCUAUCAGGUGAACUGCCGACAUCGCUGGGGCUGAUGAGUUCCCUGCACAUUCUUGACCUUGGAAAGAACAACUUUGUGGGUUCCAUCCCAACAGAGCUCUUAAGGAUUGAUCUGGAUAUUCUGGAUAUUGGGCACAAUUUUUUGAUAGGCAAGCUGCCAUCAGAGCUGGGGUUGCUCCCGUCCAUCAAGAAACUGUGGUUGGAAGGAAAUACAGGAAUCACCGGACAGCUUCCGGCAAGUCUUGAGCAGAUCAACAACACAUUGCUUUCCCUACGAAUCAAGGGAACUGGCAUCACAGGCACAAUUCCACAAGGUUUGUGCAGGAUUCAGGAGCUUAGCUUUGACUGCUCUGAAACCUUAUGUGGCUGCCGUCACUGUCCUUGUGCUGAUCUGGCAGUCUAA